UGCUAAGUGAUUGUUAUUGGGCCACAUACGAUCGGGGAGUUCGGUUUAUUGGGCUGAGUCAUGUUCUCUUCGGGCAUCCAACUCCCAGGAACUCUUGAGUGAGAUACCGCAUUCAAAAGAGAGGUCCGAGGGGAAAAUUGCAGAGAAGAGAGAUGGCAGCAGCGUCGUUUAGGUGGAUACUGCAACUACACAAAGACGUCCCAAGAGCAGCCCGCUUCUACUCGGAGGGGCUUGACUUUACUGUCAAUGUCUGCACUCUUCGUUGGGCCGAACUUCAGUCUGGUCCCCUCAAGCUCGCCCUCAUGCAAUCACCCAGUGACCAUGUCACGCAGAAGGGAUAUUCAUCUUUACUGUCGUUCACAGUGACAGACAUUAAUAGUACAGUCACAAAAUUAAUGGCACUUGGAGCUGAGCUAGAUGGUCCCAUCAAAUAUGAGAUCCAUGGAAAGGUUGCAGCCAUGCGUUGUAUUGAUGGUCAUGUGUUAGGACUCCAUGAACCUGCAUAGCUAACGCAGUCUGCUGACAGCUUUUCUAUUGGACUAUCUUGAAAUCUUCUGAGGACAUAGAGAAGGCAUGAGAAACUUUUCCUUUCUUCGGAUUUCCUUCAAUUAUUGUUAGUGUUUGUUCGUCCAGAUUGAUUACUGCCGUGCAUAAUGUGUAGAGUGUUGGACCUGAAAAUAAGGUCUUAUACAGUAAGCAAGAUAAUAUUGACGAGAGGCUGUUGAAAUUAUCUGUCAUAUUACCUAUCAUGUAGAUCGGAUAUUUUGGGUGACCAGUAUCUCCAAGAAGUGAUAGGAAAUCUUCCUUUGAUCC
This is a messenger RNA of Mangifera indica (mango), 813 nucleotides long. RefSeq lists its product as uncharacterized. Lineage: Eukaryota; Viridiplantae; Streptophyta; Magnoliopsida; Sapindales; Anacardiaceae. The transcript is spliced from 3 exons. The record is from RefSeq and is a predicted model, not a curated record. Bases 153 to 506 code for a protein of 117 amino acids.